AUGACCGUUGAGGCCUCCACCGUGCUCACUGACGUGCAUUUGGGUGACAGCAUAGCAGUCAACGGCACAUGCCUGACAGUCACCACUUUCGACUCCUCCUCCUUUGUAGUCGGCCUUGCGCCCGAGACGCUCCGCCGCACCAACCUGGGGGACCUUAAGGAGGGCUCGCCUGUCAACCUCGAGCGCUCCCUGCGGGCCGACAGCCGCUUGGGUGGACACUUUGUGCAGGGUCAUGUGGAUUGCACGGGCGUGAUCAAGAGCAAGCGGCCAGAGGGCGAUUCUCUCUGGCUGACCGUGCAGUGCGACCCCUCACUGCUCAAAUACAUUGUCCCCAAGGGCUACAUUGCAGUGGACGGAACCAGCCUUACAGUGGUGGAGGUCAAUGAUGAGGAGAGCUGGUUCACCUUUAUGCUAGUUGCAUACACGCAGCAGAAGAUUGUGGUGCCAGGCAAGCAAAUUGGGGAUCGAGUGAACCUUGAGGUGGACAUUAACUCAGCAUACGCUCUCAUUGUUCCUGUGCGACGCCGAUUCCCCUCCCUCUUCAAAAUCCACUGCGAUUUCCUUUACUCAGCGCCGGCGCUGAGUCAAACGGUGUUGGAGGCAUUGGCGCGCAAUGACCAGUUCCACGCGCACGUUUCCGCGCUCGCUGCUGGCGGCUCUGCGCCGGAGACCCCCGACGGCGCGGGUCCCUCUACUUCCGGCCGCACAUCCGCGUACCUCCGCCGUCUCCUGGGACUCGCGGGGGCGCCGCGGAGCACCAGCGUCUCCGCCAAUAACAGUUCCACGGAGUCCUCCCCCCGCGCGCUCUUCCACGACUUCGAUGGGCGGAGCGGCCCCCCGUCGGCGCAGUCAUUGGCUGCAGCAGCAGGAACCGGAUCGCGAGGGGGAGCGGGAGCGGGAGCGGGAGCGGGAGGAGUUCCCGUGCUAGGCGGAGUAAUGGGCCGUUCACGGAAAGAGCGCAGCGUCUCCCCGAUCCCCGCGGCUUCCCGCCUCUCCACCUCCGCCGAUGCUUCCCGUGCGAAAGCGCGCCAGCACGACCCCAAGGCGCUUGCGCACGCCGCCCUGGCGGCCGUGACGACCGGCAGCACUGGCGGCGCCGGCGGAAACUCCACCGCAAGGCACGGCGGCAGGGAGCGGGGAGACCCGCUGCGAGCGCAGAGCGCGAACGAGCACCUCCGCGUGAACGCGUCGCUGAAUACGAGCGACCCGCCGGACGCGCAUAACGGCUCCGCCUGCGCGGCAGAAAUCGUGGGCGGGCGAUCAGGCGGCGGAGCACAAGCGGCGGAAGGAUUAGGCGGAGAGUGUCGGCCGCGCGCGGCAGGAGGCACUACUGCUGGCGGAACCACGACCGCGGAAACCAUGGACGGGGGCGGGGAUGGCGCAAGACCGAUAGCCCUAGGGAACGGGCUUGGGGCGGAAUCGGGAGCAGAAACGGGGGAGGCGGCGGGCGCGGCGUUGGGCUUUUCCGCGGCCGGGCAGAGCGUGGGAGGUAACAGCGCCGCGCAAGAGAGCGCGAACUUCCCUCCCGAGGAAGCGGCUGCAGGCGGAAUGGGCACAGCAGCGGUUCCUGCGGGGACCGCGCGGAAGAGCAGCAGCGCCGCCUCUACGAUCAGCGGCGGGAACUCCGCGCGAGUGAGGCGCAGCCACGACAAGAAAGGGAUCUGUGCCACGUCAUCAGGUGCCUCGACGAGCAACCCGUCUCUCCGGGGAGGCGAGAGCAGGAGUCGAGCCGCCAAGGGACACGGACACGUCUCCUCCAGUGGCCACAUCACCGGGGAUAGCGGCGGGGAUGGUGGCGGGGAUGGUGGCGGAAGUGGCGGAGGGAGCGGCUGCUCUAGUCCACUGACGGCGAGUGCGCUUGCGAGGCUCCCCGGCGGCGAUGUUAAGCGCGGUUCGUCGUCGCGGCAGCAGAAGCAGUCGCGGCUGCUGCAGGAGGUGGAGGAGUGGCUUCAGUCUGCCUCCCCCGCCACCCCCGCGGAAGCGGAAGCCGCCGCCGCCGCCGCUGCAGCCGCCAUGGCCGGGAGCCGGGAAGCGGAGUGGCGGAAGCUGGAUGCGCGGGAGGCGGGGGAGGGGAGCAGGGAUGGGGGGAAAGAACGGCAAGGGCGAGGGAGUGAAAAAGCGAGAGAGAGGGCAGGGGGGACCGAGUACGGAUCACGGGCGAAAGAGAAGGGAAAAGAUAGGGAGAGGGGUAAAGAGCGAGUGAGGGAACGAGUGCGAGAGGAAAAGGGAGACGAGGGAAGAGGAGGGAGAGAGAAGGAGAGGGAACGAGAGGAAAGGGGAGUGGUAGCUGCGGCGGCAGGGAGCAGGAGCUUGGCAGAGAACAAGAAUGUCAAUGGGAGAGGCAACGGCAAGGGGAGCAAUCAUGAGAGUGGUAGUGGCUGGAGUAGCAACAGCAACAGCCACAGCCAUAGCCAGGCUGCGCAACAGCUGAUGCAAUCAGCGCAGUCAGUGCAGUCAGGGCAAGGAGGGGCGGAAACCGCAGGUGGUUUGGGGGACGCGGGGACGGGAGGGGGGAAGAAUGGCGGAGCGGGAGCUGCCGAUGGCGCGGUGGGUGGCGGCAUUUGGCAGCUUGUGCGCGAGGACGGGCAGGAGCACAGCCCGGUGUCGACACUGGACUUCAGCCAGGCUGCUCGACCGGUUGCGGAGACAGAGGCUGAGGGACGAGAAGGAAACCGGGUGCCGACUAUACCGCCUGUGUCCGCCUCUGUGUCCUCCGUGCGGCCAUCCAAUGCUGUGGUGCUGCCAGGAGACGUGAUGCCGCGGGGCAUGGAGCAGGACCUGGACUAUGUGCGCCACAUCCUCAUAGCAGCUGGCUUUGCCGGUCCGCGCCUCCCCCCGCUCCACUCCCAAGACCGCCCCAUCCCGCCCCACAUCUUCCCUCGCUUGGAAUCCAGCAUCGUCGCUGCCGCAUCCCCUCAACCGCUCCCUUCCUCGGCGUUCCCCCCUGGAAGCACACAGGCAGAAGCGGAGCAUGCGAAGAGAGCGGAGGAGCGGCGGCAGCGCCGGCUACUGUUUGAUGCGGUGAAUGAAGCACUGGGCAGACGGCUGGGGCCUUAUGUGGAGCUGCCAGUCUGGGCUGAAGGGUUACGGGAGCUGCUGGUGCGGCCGCGGCCGGUGGGGCUGGCGCUGCUGCAGGAGGUGUGGGGGGAGAUUCACGACUGGCCUGUGGCGGCCUCGGAGGAGGUUUACGAUAUUCUGGAUGAUGCGGCGCGGCGGGAUAUGGGGAGGGGUGUGGACCGAUGGGUGGAUGUGAUUGAGGAGAUUGUGGGGGUGGUGAGGGAGGUUGAGGAAGCUGUAACGAUGCAGUUGAUUAGGGAGGUGGUUGGGGAAAUGACGGAUGUUGAGAGGCAGAGGAAGGCUCGGCGGAGGAAUACUCCUGCUGGCGGCGGCUCGUCAGCUGGUGGUGGAUUUGCGCCUGCUACCCCAACAAGGAGGCUUCUGAGGUCUAGUAGUGGGGGAGGGCUGUCGGUGCAGGAGUUGGUGGGAGGAAAGAAUGGAAACCCUCUCAAGGGAUUUCGGUGGCUGGGAAGAAGAGGGCUUUAG
Messenger RNA from Closterium sp. Naga37s-1, 3543 nucleotides. Lineage: Eukaryota; Viridiplantae; Streptophyta; Zygnematophyceae; Desmidiales; Closteriaceae. The record is from the annotation of a GenBank genome assembly.